AUGUCUGAAGUGGACGCGAUUCAGCUUCCCCAGAGCUACGUCACCCCAGCAGACAGCCAUGUCCGCAUCACCAACCACCCUGCCACCAGCGGCGGCGUGACUCCCAUCCUGGUGGCAACGCUGAAUCGGCCGCAAAAGCUAAACGCCAUCUCGUCGGACAUGAUUUACGCCUUGAUCACUCUUUUCAAAACCGUCCACGCAGACCAUCGCGUCAGGGCCGUCAUUCUCACCGGCGCCGGCAAGGCCUUCUCCGCCGGCAUCGAUCUCACCAUGGACACGAGCAACUUGAAAAACGCCGCGCCGCCCAGCGAGAUGCGAGAUCCCGGCGGCACGCUAGCUCUGGCCAUGUUCAACUGCAGCAAGCCCAUCAUCGUGGCCUACAACGGACUGUCCGUCGGCAUCGGCAUGACAUCCACCCUGGCCGCGACGAUUCGCAUUGCUCCCCGGGCCGCCGAGUUCGGGUUCCCCUUUGCCCGCAUCGGCCUCACCAUGGAGUCGUGCAGCUCCUUCUUCCUACCGCGAAUGGUGGGCUACAGCAACGCGACAUAUCUCCUGGCCACGGGGAAGCGGUAUCCCGCCGACGCGCCCGUCCUCAACGGCAUCUUUGCCGAGCUGGUCCCGGAGCCAAAGGACGUCCUGCCACGGGCCGUCGAGGUCGCAGAGGACAUUGUCUCCAACGUGAGCACCAUGGCCGUGUACCUGAAUCGCCAGCUGAUCUGGAGGAAUCCGGGCUCGGCUGAGCGCGCCCAUCUCGUCGACAGCCCGCUGCUGUACGACAUGUUUAGUGGAAAUGAUCACCAGGACUUCAAGAAGGCCUUCUUUGCCAAGAAGAAGCCCUCGUUUUCGGCGGAUAUCUGGAAGGACGCGCCGCGCGGGUAUCCCUGGUGGGACGAGCUGUCUGUCCAGACGCGUCAGCCACCGAAGCACACGGCCGACAGUAAGCUUUGA
Molecule: messenger RNA, 948 nt
Organism: Metarhizium brunneum ARSEF 3297
Lineage: Eukaryota; Fungi; Ascomycota; Sordariomycetes; Hypocreales; Clavicipitaceae
Gene: AKT3-1
Product: Enoyl-CoA hydratase AKT3-1
Source: RefSeq, a predicted model, not a curated record